Molecule: messenger RNA, 330 nt
Organism: Perkinsus marinus ATCC 50983
Lineage: Eukaryota; Perkinsozoa; Perkinsida; Perkinsidae
Exons: 1
Coding region: 1-330 (109 amino acids)
Source: RefSeq, a predicted model, not a curated record
AUGCUUUCUUCCGUUUCUUCGUCCGCUUUCAACACAAUUUCGAGGCGAUUCCUCGCCACGGUUCGUGGUGGCCAGAUUGCUAGUGUUGCCGCGAGAACCGUCACUGUAGCUUUGGAGGACGGCUCUCAGGCUACUGUGUCUCGUCCUGCUGGCAUUGACAAUCAGUGGUUUCUCACCGGUAGUCAUGCCGUGUGCGUUGACGACAAGUUGGGUAUGGUCACGAAUCCGGAAGGAGCUGUAUUGAAGUUCGAGUGCAUCCAUCCCGAAUUGAACGGUGAUGAUAGAUGCCCUGAUUGCCCUCGCCGGAAGUUCGAUGAGAAGACCAAUUAG